This is a messenger RNA of Chanos chanos (milkfish), 1110 nucleotides long. It is a transcript of the gene mfng, whose product is annotated as MFNG O-fucosylpeptide 3-beta-N-acetylglucosaminyltransferase. The transcript is spliced from 8 exons. The record is from RefSeq and is a predicted model, not a curated record. Gene Ontology annotation, molecular function: O-fucosylpeptide 3-beta-N-acetylglucosaminyltransferase activity. Gene Ontology annotation, cellular component: Golgi membrane. Lineage: Eukaryota; Metazoa; Chordata; Actinopteri; Gonorynchiformes; Chanidae. Gene Ontology annotation, biological process: pattern specification process. The coding region runs from base 1 to 1110 and encodes 369 amino acids.
AUGAAUAUAAAGAAGGUGUCGAGAACCAUCCCUGCUCUCUUAGCGGUUUUCAUCGUUGUUCUUGUAAAUUUACAACUGAAGACCCGAAAUCUCCAAAAACCCACCGCCAAAAUCGGAAAUUUGGAAUUGGAAUAUCUUAAAAAUCACCGGGAACACGAAAUAAAAAUCCCAUCAGAAUCGCUUGUCCAGUCUUCACAUGACGUUUCCACUGGCGGCAAAAUUAAUCAGAUUCCAUCCGAACUGUUCGGAAACAGUUACAGACUGAUGGAGUCGAGGAAUAAUGGCCAGAGACAGCCAAACCCCGUUUCACGAUUACAUCCUACGGACAUAUUCAUCGCAGUUAAGACGACUGGCAGGUUCCACAGAAGCCGCCUAGCACUCUUACUGGAAACGUGGAUAUCCAGGACCAAGACGCAUACAUAUAUUUUCACAGACACCAGUGAUGAAGAAAUUGCCUCAAAGGGUUACAACAUCAUCGUGACGGACUGCUCCCCUGACCACAGCCACCAAGCCCUGUCCUGUAAGAUGUCUGCCGAGUAUGACCACUUUAUGGCCUCAGACAAGAAGUGGUUAUGUCAUGUGGAUGAUGACAACUACCUGAACCCUUCGGCGCUGCUCUCUCUUCUUUCUGCCUUCCCAUUGGACAGCGAUAUCUAUGUGGGCAAACCCAGUCUGGAUCGACCAAUGAGGGCCCUCGAGUUGUUGGAGGGGAACAAAACGAGAGAAGUGGAGUUCUGGUUUGCUACAGGAGGAGCAGGAUUCUGUCUGAGCAGGAGACUAGCAGAGAAGAUGGCUCCAUGGGCUAGUGGCCCCAGGUUUGAGCAGACGUCAGCAGUAAUCAGACUACCAGACGAUUGUACUGUGGGGUUUAUUGUGGAGAAAAGACUGGGCAUUCCAAUGGUUCACAGCUCCAAGUUUCAUUCCCAUUUAGAGAACCUGCUACUGUUAACCCCUAGAAAUAUCCCUCUACAGGUGACUCUUAGCUACGGGAUGUUUGAGAAUAAGAUGAACAGUGUCAAACUGAGGGGAGUGUUUUCACUGGAUGAUGAUCCCUCCAGGUUCAAGUCAGUUCACUGUCUUCUUUAUCCGAUGACGAGCUGGUGCCCGUGA